Molecule: messenger RNA, 2550 nt
Organism: Phytophthora infestans T30-4
Lineage: Eukaryota; Oomycota; Peronosporomycetes; Peronosporales; Peronosporaceae
Exons: 12
Coding region: 46-2550 (834 amino acids)
Source: RefSeq, a predicted model, not a curated record
CUGGCCCCUCCCUUCCUCUCGCCUCCCCCGUUCACACACAGCAGCAUGGUGCAGGUGACUAAGCCCCUGGUCAUCGCAGGCGUCUCGGCUGUGGCAGCCGCCGCUCUUCUUAUCUUCGCUCUCGCCCGCAACGGCAGCUCCAGCGACGCGAAGAAGGAGAAGAAGGACGACGGUGUACGUGAAGUGCCCAACCUACAAAAGGAGCAGCUGCUCAGCAUCCUUGAGACCAUUUGCACGCAGAUGGGCCAAGUUGUGAUGCAACUGGCCAAGCUGGAGGCUAAGAUCCGCCAGGAAUCGUCCCAGAGCGGACGCUCCUUGCCUGAGGAUCAACUGGCCUCGUACCUCAUGGGUCAGUUCGAGGAGGCCAUGAAGGCCAUCGAGUCACAGGUGUACGCCAAGUUCCAGACCACCGAGGACGAGGUCAAGGUGGCCACCGAAUACUUCGAAGAGGAUGGCGACAAGGACGUGGCCAACGCUGUGGCCAAGCUGCAGGAACUGUACCGUGUCAUGACCGGCGGCGGCUUCAGUGACGUCGAGGUGCCCGCCGAGCUCACACUGACCAAGUUCAUUGCGAUCAUGCAGGAGACAAUGGAGUCGCUCAAUGUGGCCAUGGAGGAAGUGUGUCUGGAGGUCAAGGAACUGAACCCGGACAACAAGGAAGAAGCCAUUAACCAGAGAUAUGUCAAGCGCGCAGACAACCUGUCGGCCGAGAUCCACGCCAAGCACGGCCUCACGCGCGAGGUUCUGCAGGCGGCGAUGAUGAAAUACCAGCAGGAACCGGCCUUUUUGAUGGCCAUGACGGAGCUCCAGCAGCAACAGGCCGAGCGCUUCGCCGCGGCCGCCGCCAUCUUCAACGCCAUUGCAGGGCAGGAAAUGUGCUCAGUUCUACCUCACUCGCCCCGGAUAGCUCCCAGUAUUGAAGUGUAUGAUCCCGAUGAAAGUGUCGAGAAAAAGUGGAGAGCACAGUUGCACGAUCUACGGAAGCCCUGCAUUGAAGCAGGACACGUAGAUCGAACCAAGGUGCUGCAUAAUAUGAUGAAAAAGAAGCUGCAUGACGAUGAAGAGCAGUCCCCAUUGCUCUUGUGGGGGUUGCCUCGUGAACAUAUUCUCGAGUUUAUCCGUCAGUCUGUGCUUCCAACGUCUUGGAUAAUCCAGCGGUUCAUCGCUGACCUACGCGCUGAUCCAACGUUGUGGGCAGCCUUCCAGCAAGAAAUUGAGCAGAUUCAGCAGCAGUACCGACAGAAAAACCACAUCGGCGACAAAAUCCGCGAAAAUAAAGAACGCUCGAAGACUCCGAGAUCUCCUGAAGAUCACGAACUCCGAAAGAAACAAGCCGCAGAGCGAAUGGAGCGCACCCAUCGUCACCGCGAACAGAUUAUCCAAUUGGAAGACGAAAAGCUGGCAGCAAAGCGCGAGGCAUACCUACGGAAGGUAAACCCAGACAGGCAACUGGCAGCGGAACUAGAACAAACUCCUCGCUACCGACGACGUAAACUCUGGCUUCACGUGGUGUCGUUCGCCGCAAUCUCGCAUCGCUGGCACCAACAACUCGUGCAGACUAAGCAUAUCAUGGCGAUGGCCAAAAUCGAGGGUGUUGCUGCGUGUAUCAUCCAAAAGAUCUGGCGAAAGUGGAAGUGGCAGCACGCCUCGAAGCACACAGUGAUCGUCUACACGUGGCUUCGAAAGUGUUUGUGGAAGCAACUCUUACGAGUACGCUGUCGUCGCAAAGCUCGGAAUGCUGCAUUGUUGCGGCAGUUCAUGCUGGAUCAAUGCACUCAGUGCCACGCCAAGAAGAAUUUCAACCGCGUGAUGAUCCAGUGGCGAGGUAAAGUCAUUCGUGCUCAGAAGGCUGGCAUGUCCUUCAUCAACUGCAACCGAGCUCGACUGCAUGCGCUGUCCAUCUGGUGGGACAACAUGGACCAUGAACGUCAGCGCAUGGAACGCCAACAAAACAUCGACGAGAGGCGCCUGAGUGCACGAAAAGACUCGAUUAGUGGGUCUGCACCGGGAUCAGCGGGCAAACAUCGGUCUCGAGCAGGCUCCGUCGCUAUACUCGGAGGUAUGGACGAGAAGCUGGCCACCAUGCAAAUGCUCAUUACACCAGUCGAGCUCCAACGUCUCCAACAAACCACUGCCCAUGUCGUGAAGAUACCAAAAAGCAUCAAAUGGCAACUCCUGACCGAGCACCUAAUUGAAUGUAGGAAAGAAUUCCGACAACAGCAGCAAGCCUACAAGGAAAUGAUCUUUUGUGCGAGUUAUGCCAGAGAAGUGAAGCUGGAAGAAGCCCGUGCGAUCGUCCAGGGGUCUUUAACGUGGGAUGAAGCAACAGAUAAUCGCAGCAACAUUCCCACCGGUAGUACGGGCAAACCUGUGCACUCACCCCCGUGCUUCGUCCUCUUUUCCAACCCCAACGCUCGCGUUGGAUGCGGAUCCAGAACUACGCGCACUCGUCGCACGGCAACAAGAACAUCGCGUGCCAACUUCUCGUCGACCAUCUGUCUCUUUCUCUGGCGCAUCUGCAGGCUCACCGUCGCUGUCACCUUCGCGUAG